AUGUCAUUAAAGUUACCAACAGCCCCCAAUGCUGGGUUAUUCAAACAAGGAUAUCAAUCAUACUCUGCCACCGAUGGUGCUAUAAUUAGAAACAUCGAAGCUGUCAGGGAAAUCUCCAAGAUUGUGGAAACUUCAAUGGGUCCAAGUGGAAGAAACAAAAUUAUCGUCAAUAAGUUAGGUAAAACUUUCAUUACUAAUGAUGCUGCCACUAUGAUCAAUGAAUUAGAAAUCGUUCACCCUGCAGUUAAAAUCUUAAUCAUGGCUUCUAAACAACAAGAAUUCGAAAUGGGUGAUAAUACCAAUUUUGUCAUUAUUUUAGCAGGGGAAUUAUUAAACAUUGCUGAAAAAUUAUUAACUUUAGGUUUGAAUGUUAGUGAAAUCAUUUCUGGGUAUAAAUUAGCUAAUAAUUAUGCUUUAGAACAAUUAGAUAAUUUAGUUAUCAAUAAAGUUGAAGAUUUCACCGAUUCAAAAGAAUUAUAUAAAAUCAUUAAAUCAGUAGUUUCAUCAAAACAAUUAGGUUUAGAAUCUAUUAUUUCCAAAUUAAUUAUUCAAGCUGUUCAAUUGAUUUUAAACCCUAAAAACCCUAGAUCUUUUAAUGUUGAUUCCAUUAGAGUAGUUAAAAUUAUGGGUUCAAGUUUAUCAAAUUCUGAAGUCAUUAAAGGAAUGGUAUUCCCAAGAGAACCUGAAGGUUCAAUUAAAACCAUCAAGGAAAGAUCUAAAGUAGUGGUUUUCUCAUGUCCUAUUGAAGUUUCAUCUACUGAAACUAAAUCAACUGUUUUAUUACAUAAUGCUAAAGAAAUGUUAGAAUUCUCUCAAGGUGAAGAACAACAAUUAGAUCAAAUGUGUAAAGAAAUUAGUGAUAGUGGAGUUAAAGUUAUCAUUGCUGGGGCUUCAGUAAGUGAAUUAGCAUUACAUUAUUUCAAUAAAUAUAAGAUAUUGGUAUUAAAAGUACCAUCAAAAUUUGAUGUUAGAAGAAUUUGUCAAGUUUGUGGUGCUACCCCAUUACCAAGAUUAGGGGCUCCAAUGGUUGAUGAAAUGGGAGAAAUCGAUUAUAUCGAAACCAGAGAAAUCGGUGGUGAUAGAGUUACUAUCUUUAAACAAAUUGAUUCUAUUUCAAGAACUGCUACUAUUAUAUUGAGAGGAGCUACACAAAAUAAUUUAGAUGAUGUUGAAAGAUGUAUUGAUGAUGGUGUUAAUGCUAUAAAAGGAUUAAUCAAAAACACUAAUUUAGUACCAGGAGCUGGAGCUACAGAAAUUGAAUUGGUUAAAUUAAUUAAUAAAUAUGGUGAAUCAACUCCUGGUUUAUCCCAAUUAGCCAUCAAAAAUUAUGCUAAAUGUUUUGAAAUCAUUCCAAAGAUCUUAGCUGAAACUUCUGGUUUAAAUUCAACUGAAAUCUUAUCAAAAUUAUAUUCUAUUCAUUCAUUAGAUGAUAAUUCAGGUUUAAAUAUUGGGAUAAAUAUCGAAGAUGGUGAUGCUUUAAUUAAUGUUGAUGAUGAAGUUAUUUAUGAUUUGGCUGAAUGUAAGAAACAUGCUAUAAAUUUAGCUACUGAAGCUGCUAUUACUAUUUUAUCAAUUGAUCAAAUUAUUAUGGCAAAGAGAGCAGGAGGUCCUGUAAUGCCAACCAAACCAACUGCUCAAAAUUGGGAUCAAGAUGAUUAG
This is a messenger RNA of Yamadazyma jaroonii, 1659 nucleotides long. Lineage: Eukaryota; Fungi; Ascomycota; Pichiomycetes; Serinales; Debaryomycetaceae. The record is from the annotation of a GenBank genome assembly.